This is a messenger RNA of Diaporthe amygdali, 1587 nucleotides long. RefSeq lists its product as uncharacterized. Bases 1 to 1587 code for a protein of 528 amino acids. The transcript has a single exon. NCBI's taxonomy places the organism in Eukaryota, Fungi, Ascomycota, Sordariomycetes, Diaporthales, Diaporthaceae. The record is from RefSeq and is a predicted model, not a curated record.
AUGGGCGUUCUCUGGGCAAUGUCUCCAGCUGGAGGUCAAGCUUCGCUGAGAAUAUUGUACCGAGCGAACCAGACCUCAGUCAGCUCUACCAGCAUACGUUAUAUGGAUACAGGCCCUCUUGGGUUUUUGUGCACAUACAUGACACUAUUCGAGGGCUACGACAUGGAAUUCAACCAGACCGGCGAUUUCCCAUUCUCAAUGGCGUCUUCUCUCGCUGCCGCACUCAUGCAAAACGUCGAGACGAAAUCUGGUCCCAGAGAUUCGUGGGGCAGCCCCAAAGUUCCCCGGCUUGAUAUGGUGGAUGAAUCUACCGCCGAUGAGAAUGGCUGGAUCCAAGUCUCCCAAUCCCCUGCGGUGGAGUCAUUCACUUCGUUGUUUGGCUUGCCACUUUUGGGUAUCCCGGAUCACGGGACGGUGGAAUUUGGAAUUGAGUCCGCCUAUGUACAGUUCGGCAACGCGACUGUUGAGCAAGUCGAGCCAUUUGCGAGUUCCUCAAGUGUUGAGGCUACAUGUUCCACAUGUAUCAACAACUUCCGGGACCUGUCGGACCCCGGGGUUUCCCCAGGAAGGGUUGCGCGGCUUUUAGGGCCGCCCUGGACACAGCCCAACUCGUCGCAACUUUCCCAAGAAUCAUUCACCAACGCUAAUCACGUACGAAUCGCACAAUCAAGAACAGGGACCUUCGUUUCUUCUGAGGUUACACAGGUCCUUGUUGAAACAUAUAUUGUGUGCGAGGAAGGCCUUUGCAGAGCCACCAAGAUCCGGCCGUCGACGACAGAUCACCGACCAGAAAACAUAACAGCAUUCGAUUUCUGGGGAGUAGUCGCGCUGGAUAUGUUGAAUCACGCGAAUGGAAAUAUACAAUGGAGCCCUACCUUGUUGGAACUCUUCAUGAAUGAAACAUCCACGAUUCCUGUGUACCACGCAAGUACCUGGCUGGAUGCUGCGGAAGCCUACUGGCCCAAUCUCGCAAAAGUGGAACCAGUUAUACUGUCAAGAAGGGUCACUCUACUCUUGAACUCAGCGAUACACCUACUUUACUCUUAUUAUGGGUUCGCGGGUGCGUUGCCUCCAGUUGAAUCUGUAGAUUACGGGCCACCUCACACUCCAUCAGGUGGCCUAUCUGCGGCAGCAGCGGCAUACAACGUAACAACUCCUGGAGAACAUAUGAGCGAUGUCGACCAAUAUGUCCAAAAUAUUGUAUCUCGUGGUGCUGCCUUCGUUGCCGCCUCUACCGAGGCGUCAGUCACACAGAAAACCGUCAUCUACAAAGCCGACUACGUCUAUGUGACAGUGUUGGUGAUAUCGUCCCUUGCGCUGACCAUUACCGGUCUAGUCGGAAUGAUCAUGGGACUGCGGACGAGAGAGCCAGAUGUGUUCGACCCCGUGAUGGGCCUGACAUAUAACAACAGUUCCCUCGGCUUGCCAAACCCGGGGAGCACACUUGAUGCCAACGCGAGAGCGAAACUGUUGAGAGGAAUGAGGGUUCGGCUGGGUGAUGUCGCUGGAGAGAAGUCUGUCGGAAUGGUCGGUGUGGGCAGGACACCUGAAGUCGAACCGUUGGUCCAGGGCAGACUCUAUGAAUGA